This is a messenger RNA of Microthlaspi erraticum, 1131 nucleotides long. NCBI's taxonomy places the organism in Eukaryota, Viridiplantae, Streptophyta, Magnoliopsida, Brassicales, Brassicaceae. The record is from the annotation of a GenBank genome assembly.
AUGGCGAGAACGAGGAUGUGCGAUCUGCCAGAGAAACUGAUUGGGGAGAAGAUACUGACGAGGGUUCCCAUAACAUCGCUGGGAGAGGUGCGAUCGACCUGCAAAUCGUGGGACGCUUUAACCAAAAGGUGGAUUUUGGGUAACGAAGCGACAUCAAAGGAGCAGUUUUUGGGGUUCAUGACGAUGAACUCCAAGGUUUGUUCCCUGAGCUUCCAGCUGAAGCACAAGGGCGAGGUUGAUCUGUCUAUAAAGCAGGUUAAUACGCUUGAUCAAGUCGAGAUAUCUCAAGUCUUUCACUGUGAUGGCUUAUUGUUAUGCGUCCCUAAGGACAUGUCGAAGCUCGUGGUGUGGAACCCUUAUUUGUGUCAAACCCGGUGGAUCGAACCCAGGACAAAGCUUAGUGGAUUUGAUAGAUACGCUCUUGGAUAUGACGUGAACCGUAACCACAAAAUCUUGAGGUUUCUGCAGGCCGACACUGUUGGACGAGAAAAGUACGAGCUGUACACGUUUAGCUCUAGUUCAUGGAGGGUCCUCGAUAUAACUCGCGACUGGGGAAUGGAACACUAUAGUGGCCGCGGAGUGUCUGUCAAGGGAAACGCCUACUUUUAUACUCAUGAGAACUCACGUCACGAGGAUGCAUUUGGAUUCGAGAUUCAAGAGACUCAAGAUUUCUUACACUGUUUUGAUUUCACAAGAGAGAAAUUUGGACCGCUUAUGCCUCUUCCGUUUCACUCUGGUAUGAGUGUCACACUCUCAUGCGUUAGAGAUGAGCAGCUUGCGGUGCUGUCUUACAACCAGGAGGAUGAGUUUUGUGGCAGUGUUGAAAUUUGGGUUACCACUAGGGUUGAGCCCAACUCUGUGUCCUGGAGCAAGUUUUUGAGAGUUGAAAGGGUCGGUGUUGAGUUGGACGCAUAUGAUGGUGGGAGCUUCUUCAUUGACGAGCAAGAGAAAGUCGCUGUGGUGUUUGCUUGUUACCGCACCGCUUUUAUCCUUAGAGAAGACGGAUACCAUAAAUCUCUGAGUCUCGGAGAAGCUUCCAUUCUCGUAAAACGUUCUAGAAGCGGGUAUCCUCUUCGGGAGACCGCACGCGUUUGCUCCUCCUCUUAUCGUCCCAGUUUAGUGCAAGUCUAG